CCCAUGCACUAAUAUCACACGACACACCUUGUGAUUUCCAGCGCUCAAGUCAUGCCCCUUCCUCAGGUUCUACCUCCAUCAUCAUGGCCCCCAUCAUCCGACCAGCCACAAAAGCUGACCUGUCUGCCCUCUCCAACAUUUGCUUGCUCACCGCAAACGCGGGCACAUCAUCCGAGCACUUGCAUUCCCAUCCUGCCCUCCCAGGCCUUAUCUACGCUCUCCCCUACCUCAGCCUUGAAUCAACAUGGGGCUUUGUACUUGAAAAUGAUGGAGAAGUCGUAGGGUACACUCUCGGCGCCUUCGACACCCGCAAAUUCGAGGAGAGUGCAGAAGCGGGCUGGUGGCCCUCGCUCAGAGCCCGUUAUACACCCCUGCUGCAAGACUCUGACGCAGCCCUCACGCCUGCAGAUAAAGCUUAUAUCAACACCAUAAUCACCUUCCCAAGAGCAAGCGAUGCAAUGAUGGCGUUCGCACCUGCCCAUCUGCACAUCGAUAUUCUGCCAAGCCAUCAGCGGCAGGGAUGGGGGCGGAAGUUGAUCGCACGCGCGAUGGAGAAUUUGAAAGAAAAUGAUGUAAAGAGCGUUUGGUUGGGCAUGGAUCCAAAGAAUACAGAGGCGGCUGCGUUUUAUUCCCGAUUGGGUUUCAGGAAGUUCGAGGGCGCAGAGGAGGGCAUUAUGGGUAUCACAGUGCAUGAGUGGGAGGAGCAUACUGUUUAAGGUUCAACUGCGAAUACGUGACGGUUCUUGAUGACGCUGAUACUGGGCACUCUUAGUGAACAUUUCAAUUGUGGAGCUAAAUAUCCGAGAUGUGUGACAAGUUGAUCUAAGAAAUGAGCCUCAGCAUUAUGUGCGCAAAUCUGUGACCUACCCAUCCAAUAGCAAGUCAUGGACUUGAUCGUGACGAGUCCCCGUGCUUUGUGUAGUUAUUUGAGGGACAUCACCUUGGCGACUUAUGCACGAAAUCACUGCCCACACCCAACUAUUCGUAU
Suillus fuscotomentosus is the source of this 988-nucleotide messenger RNA. Its product is annotated as acyl-CoA N-acyltransferase. The coding region runs from base 84 to 716 and encodes 210 amino acids. Gene Ontology annotation, molecular function: acyltransferase activity, transferring groups other than amino-acyl groups. The record is from RefSeq and is a predicted model, not a curated record. Lineage: Eukaryota; Fungi; Basidiomycota; Agaricomycetes; Boletales; Suillaceae. The transcript is spliced from 3 exons.